Messenger RNA from Uloborus diversus, 1169 nucleotides. RefSeq lists its product as uncharacterized. The record is from RefSeq and is a predicted model, not a curated record. The transcript is spliced from 7 exons. Bases 86 to 877 code for a protein of 263 amino acids. Lineage: Eukaryota; Metazoa; Arthropoda; Arachnida; Araneae; Uloboridae. Gene Ontology annotation, cellular component: trans-Golgi network.
AGUACGGAUUAGGCAUGGUUUUAUUUUAUCCUAAAAACUGAUAAAAUUGGUAACCGUUCGUCAUUUUGUGUGCCAUUCAUCAAUCAUGUAUUCUAAAAUUGUAUACUCAUUGUUUUUAUGUGUUCACCUAUCUUUGGGUGACACGGAAAUUUGUACAUCACAGACUCCUUGUAAAUGUAUUUUGGACAAGACUGAAACUAUAGAUAUAUCUUCUCUUGGAGCUGUCACAUAUCCACGAUUUCAUAAUCUAGGAGUAGAGAGUUCAAAUGGAUUAUACUCCUAUAAUCCAUGCUUUCCUUUCGAUUCUGCUGAUAAGGAUACCUCAUUGAAAGAAGGAAAUAUAGCAUGCACAAAAUCUGCGGGUUGUGUUAUAAUGCCUGGUGGUAGUGAUGGAGAAUUGCCGGAGUCCCAUUCCAUAGGUUAUCAAGAAACUGCUAAAUUUGGAAAGAAUGCAGAUUCUGACAAUUACAAAAUAACUUAUUCUGUCCCAAACGCAAAGCAGAGUUUGGUUGUAAAUCUUAUCUGUAAUGAUUCUAUUGAAAAUCAUUUAGUAGUUGUUGACCCCGAAAGUGAAGGAAAUUUCAAAAUUGUUAUGAAUCUUACAUCAAAAUGUGCUUGUGUAAAUGGAUGUAAAUCAGCUGAGCCAAAAGCAGAUGCUUCAGGAUUAUCAACAGGAAGCAAACUGCUUAUAGCAUUUUUUACAAUAUUACUUGCUUACCUGAUUGUGGGUAUUGUGUGGAAUUUCUUCAAUGGUGCUCGGGGUAGUGAAGUAAUACCUAAUGCAGAUUUCUGGAAUGAUUUACCAAAACUAAUUCUGGAAGGUGUAUUAUUUACAUGCUCCUGUUGUGGGAAAAGGACAUCCUAUGGAGAAGUAUAAUUUAUUUUCCAACAAACAAAUUUCUUCAUGCAUUCCAUCAUAAUUAUUGUUGAUUAUAUACACAAUUUGUGCCAAAUUAAUUUUGUGCUAAAGUCUGUUUUGUUAAUUUUAUUUAUGUAACUUAUAUGAAUAAUACUUGUAUAUAUGGAAAUAUAUUUUGUUAUAAAAAUAAUUCUGAAAGUUAAGCUUAAUUUAUUAAAGUAAAAUAAGCAGGGUCAGACCUAGUCACCGGGUUACCUGACAUCUGUACUGAUUCCUUCAGAAGGCCAUGUUAGAAUAAAUUUUCCUAUGA